CUGCAGUGGUAGAAGUCACAACACAACGGCUGUUUUUGCAUUUUAAUCCAAAGGACUAGCAACUAAUUUUUCAGUAUGGAGACACUUAUUAAUUUACUUCUGACUUUAUGCACACUGCUUCUGUCUGUGAACUUUAUCCCACUUGUGAAUGCAUACAGGAGCCCACGGACAACCGCUGACGACAGUGUGGCUGGGAUGAGGAGGGCCAGAGCUGUAAACAGACCGAAACCCAUCGACUGUAAGCUGGGGACCUGGUCACCUUGGACACCCUGUAACUCCUGCACAGACCAAAAGGGCCGUUACCGAUACAUGGAGAAGCCCUCACAGUUUGGUGGCACAGAGUGCAUUGAGGCACUGUGGGAGAAGCUGGCAUGUCCAACAGUAACAACACAGUGUCUGGUGACAGAUUACUGUGGAGACAGCUUCACCUGCAAACAAACAGGGCGCUGCAUCAGCCAGUCCCUUCGCUGUAAUGGAGAGUCGGACUGUGAGGAUUUUUCUGACGAAGAGGUCUGUGAAGACGUCACCCAGAGAGACGAUAAGUGUUCCACCUUACUGACGAUCCCUGGUGCUGAACGCGGCACCCAGGGCUACAACGUCUUGACUGGAGACUUUGCGGAUCAAGUACUUGACCCAAAUUAUUUUGGAGGAAAGUGUGAAUAUGUCUAUAAUGGUGAAUGGAGGAAAUUCAUCUAUGACGCAUUCUGUGAGAACCUGCACUACAAUGAAGAUGAGAAGAACUACAGGAAACCUCACAACUACCAUACCUUCCAUUUUGUGGCUCAAGCUACGUCAGAGGGCUCACAGGAAUACUUUGAAGAUAUGGUGAGCAUGCUGGAAGCCAGGAAAACGAUGAGAUCUUCCAGUGGCGGUGUCUCACUUCAAAUCUCUUUUGUGGAAGUGGGGCUGAAUACAAGUGCUGAAUCCAUGUUUCUCAAGAACCUAACGCAACAUAAAAGCCAGGACCUAGGGUUCGUCAGGCUCUGGUCCAAAGUGCAAACAGCCCGCUUCAAAAUGAGAAGUAAUAAGUUGAUGCUUCAUGAAGAUUUCUACGUUUCACUCAUGGAGCUGCCGGAGCAGUAUGAUUUUGGGACGUACUCCCGCUUCUUCAACACAUUUGGCACCGACUAUGUCACAGAGGGAACAAUGGGAGGAACCCUUGAAUAUGUUGUGGUUGUCAACAAAACGGCUAUGGCAGAAUCAAAGAUAGAUGCUAAACAAGCUGGUAGAUGCUUUGGUGCAUCUAUUGGUUUGAGCUAUCCCCUCUCCAGCGUUGUAAAAGCAGAACUCAAAGUGGGCGGGAACCUUUGCAAUAAGGACGGAUCAUUUAGUCAAACCAAGAACUCUCAUUCAGCUGUGAUUGAGGACAUCGUUACUAUAGUGAAGGGGGGAGUCACACACAGCAGCGGUGGCCUGUUGGUUAUCAGGAGCCCCGACACCUACAGGAACUGGGGAGCGUCCCUCAAAUACAACCCAACACUCAUCGAAUAUGAGACCAUGCCAAUUUAUGAGCUAGUGCGCCUCAGCACAGCAGCUGACCAUGUAGGUGCAAGACUGGCCAACUUGGAGAGGGGCUGGGAUGAGUAUCAGCAGCAGUUCGACUCCUGUCGCUGCGCCCCCUGCAAGCACAACGGCAUCCCUGUCCUAAAGGGGACUUCCUGUAAUUGCAUCUGUAAGUUAGGCUACCAUGGAGAGGCCUGUGGAGAGACUCUCCGAAGAGAUACCAAGACAGAUGGGUCAUGGUCAUGCUGGGGCAGCUGGUCAUCCUGUGCAUCAGGGAGGAAGACUCGGACAAGAACCUGUGAUAAUCCUGCACCUGAUGGCGGUGGAACAACCUGCUUGGGCUCCACCUCUCAGAUUCGACGCUGUUAAAGUCACUCCGGUUCCAGGGUGAAAAUGCUGUUGAGCGCUAAGUGAGCAUAAUCCAAGUGUUUUUUAAUGACUAAAAACUGCUCUUCCACUAUCCUUUACUGUCUGACUUCAAAAUAAAAUGAAUGCCUUCAUCAGGACACACAACACACUGUAUAGCAAGGUUGUAAUAAAUGUGUGAUGCAGACUUUA
Messenger RNA from Anarrhichthys ocellatus (wolf-eel), 2061 nucleotides. RefSeq names its product complement component 8, alpha polypeptide (gene c8a). Gene Ontology annotation, biological process: complement activation. The transcript is spliced from 11 exons. The record is from RefSeq and is a predicted model, not a curated record. Bases 76 to 1872 code for a protein of 598 amino acids. Gene Ontology annotation, cellular component: membrane attack complex. NCBI's taxonomy places the organism in Eukaryota, Metazoa, Chordata, Actinopteri, Perciformes, Anarhichadidae. Gene Ontology annotation, molecular function: protein binding.